Molecule: messenger RNA, 3103 nt
Organism: Acipenser ruthenus (sterlet)
Lineage: Eukaryota; Metazoa; Chordata; Actinopteri; Acipenseriformes; Acipenseridae
Product: gastrula zinc finger protein XlCGF7.1-like
Exons: 3
Coding region: 305-1273 (322 amino acids)
Biological process (GO): regulation of transcription by RNA polymerase II
Cellular component (GO): nucleus
Molecular function (GO): DNA-binding transcription factor activity, RNA polymerase II-specific; RNA polymerase II transcription regulatory region sequence-specific DNA binding
Source: RefSeq, a predicted model, not a curated record
UUUGUUUUUGCUUCGGUCUCUCACAGUAUCGUUACCUGAAGGAGAGAGAGGAGGCCGGCAAAUGUACGAAUAAUACUGUCCAGGGGUCUGCAGUUACAGAAGAGUGCUAAUGGGGUUGAAAUAGUCGGUGUUCAUGUGGGGCAGUGGAGUCCACAUUAACGAACUGUUGCUGUUGCUUUAAGGUGCCUGUUUACCUGGGAAGAAACAAGACUGCCAGAGCCGUGCUGCAGAUAUCCUGCUGACAAUCCCUGAAGAAAUGUGUUCAGAAGAUAAAACUGGAUUAUCCUAGUGAAGAGAAGAGUCAAUGAUGGAGCCUGUCCAUAUUAAAGAGGAGAGUCCUGCACUAGAAUCAGUCCAUAUUAAAGAGGAGAGUCCUGUACUACUAUCAGUCCAUAUUAAAGAGGAGAGUCCUGAACUAGAAUCAGUCCAUAUUAAAGAGGAGAGUCCUGUACUAGAAUCAGUCCAUAUUAAAGAGGAGAGUCCUGAACUAGAAUCAGUCCAUAUUAAAGAGGAGAGUCCUGUACUAGAAUCAGUUCAUAUUAAAGAGGAGAGUCCUGUACUAGAAUCAGUCCAUAUUAAAGAGGAGAGUCCUAAACUAGACCCUGUCCAUGUUAAAGAUGAGGGUAACCAUUUUAAAACAAACAGCUUGCAGGGCUCUCUGUCCUGUACAGAAUGUGGAAAGAGUUUCAGACAGUUACAAAACCUGAAACGUCACCAACGAAUUCACACUGGAGAGAAACCGUAUGUCUGUGCUGAUUGCGGGAAGAGUUUCAAUCUAUUACACAGUUUGAAAACACACCAGCGAAUUCACACAGGACAUAAACCAUAUCCGUGUAGUAAAUGUGGGAAAAGUUUCAAUCAGUUAGCCAAUCUUAAAAAACACCAGUUAAUUCACACAGGAGAGCAGCCACAUCACUGUAAUGACUGUGGGAAGAGUUUCAGCCGGAUAGACAACUUGAAAUUGCACCAGCGAAUCCACACUGGAAAGAAACGAUAUGUCUGUGCUGACUGUGGGAAGAGUUUCAGUCAGUCACGCUAUUUGAAAAAACACCAGCAAAUUCACACUGGAGAGAAACCGUAUGUCUGUGCUGACUGUGGGAAGAGUUUCAGACAUUUACAAAACCUGAAACUUCACCAGCGAAUCCACACUGGAGAGAAACCAUAUGUCUGUGACGAUUGUGGGAAGAGUUUCAGUCAGCCAAGAACUUUGAAAAACCAUCAUCAGUUAAUUCACACAGGAGAGAAUCCACAUCACUGCAAUGACUUAAGAUGAUGUGAUGUCAAUUAAUAUUAUUGUUUAUUUAGCAGACGCCUUUAUCCAAGCCGUCUUACAGAGACUAGGGUGUGUGAAUUAUGCAUCAGCUGCAGAGUCUCUUACAACUACGUCUCACCUGAAAGACGGAGCACAAGGAGGUUAAGUGACUUGCUCAGGGUCACACAAUGAGUCAGUGGCUGAGGUGGGAUUUGAACCGGGGACCUCCUGGUUACAAGCCCCUUUCUUUAACCACUGGACCACACAGCCUCCUUUGUCUUCAAAGUACUGGAUAUUAGUAACAGAGGGUUGAAAAGAUUUAUAUUGGUUUGAGUUUAGAUUACCUGCUGUGCUGGCCUUCCAGUCUGUUCUAAACAAGCAUAGCUGAUUCGUAUUUGUUAAUUAAGAAUGUCUGUCUGAAAGCCAGUUUGCCAUUUUCUUCCUAUAAAUCAGGGCUACUCAAUUAUUUUAGUGAAAUUCCAGAAUUCAUGGUUCCAGCUUUUUCACUCCCAUCUGCACACCGACAAACAAACACAGAGCUACACCAAUGUAGUUUUUGGCGGUCCGGAUUUGGACCGGAGACUGCCUAUUGAGUACCCAAGCUAUAAGGGAUUAAGAAGUGCGACACCUGGUGGAUACGAGGUGCCAUGACUUUCAACCCAUGAAAUGAGCUGUUACCAUGAAACAUGGAACGUUGAAGUGAGUAGAAAUUCCUAAUUUCCUUACUCUAAAAGUGAAUUGGAAAAACAAACCUUUACAGGGGUAUAAUAUUAACUUGUUUGAACAGGUUUUUGGGUUUAUUAAAACAGUCAAGAUUGAAACGUAACAUGUAAUAACUGAUUUAAAUUGGUUUUAGAAUCGUUUUAUUAAAAAAAAAAAAAUCUUCUCACUUUAUUGUAUAACGUGCUUAACAUGCUUGUAAAGGUAAGUUAGUUUGGAAAAUGAAACUGAAAUUUGUAUCCUCCUAUGAUCAAUAUAACUUGUUAGAACAAAAUGAAGUUGAGUUCUAUAAAUGUUACGAAUCCUGUUCUAUCUAUCUCUCUUUCUCCAUGGAGGAGGGUCUCUACCUGUGUUAAUGACACACAUUGCUUGUUUAAAACUAUUAGCCAGAAGUGCUUGGAUCACCAAAGUAAACUCCUCUUUGGGCGCUAUAUUUAAAUCAAAACAUGCAUGAACUCGUUCUCUUGGAUUCAGACUCAUCUCGCCAUGAAGUAACCAUUGAGUCUUCGCUUGCAAUGGGGACCCAUUCAAGCAUCGUACGUAUCUUCAUCCUGAAGAAGACUCCUCGCCGUUACAUCCUGCAACUCUACAUGUUACAAAGAAGACAACUGCAUUCCAACAAGGACCACAUCUCCAGAAUAAGUGUUACGAUUCAAAGACUUUGAAAUUCAAGUAAAAUACUGUGUUUGUGUAGAAAAAUCUACAUGCAAACCAGAAGUAAAAACAUUGAAUACAGAGUAACACUUUGUGAGAUUAAAAACACAGGCGAUUCUACUCUGAACAAUUGAAAGAAGAUAAGACUUUCACUGAACUGAUGCUAUUGUGUGCAUUUGAAAACAAUGUGAACGUCUGAACCAUUUAAACAUUGAGAGAGUUUAUCAAGUUUGUAUGCAGUGUGGAGUAGUUGUUAGGGCUCUGGACUCUUGACUGGAGGGUUGUGGGUUCAAUCCCAGGUGGGGGGGACACUACUGCUGUACCCUUGAGCAAGGUACUUUACCUAGAUUGCUCCAGUAAAAACCCAACUGUAUAAAUGGGGAAUUGUAUGUAAAAAUAAUGUGAUAUCUUGUAACAAUUGCCAGUCGUCCUGGAUAAGAGCGUCUGCUAAGAAAUAAACAAAUAAAUAAAUAAUAA